Messenger RNA from Protobothrops mucrosquamatus (brown spotted pit viper), 966 nucleotides. Its product is annotated as olfactory receptor 10A7. The transcript is spliced from 2 exons. Gene Ontology annotation, biological process: G protein-coupled receptor signaling pathway. Gene Ontology annotation, cellular component: membrane. The record is from RefSeq and is a predicted model, not a curated record. Gene Ontology annotation, molecular function: G protein-coupled receptor activity; olfactory receptor activity. Lineage: Eukaryota; Metazoa; Chordata; Lepidosauria; Squamata; Viperidae. Bases 1 to 966 code for a protein of 321 amino acids.
AUGAAGUGGAAAAAUGAAACAUUUCAAAUGGCGUUCAUCCUUCUUGGGUUUUCCAGCAUGCCAAAUAUUGAAUUGCUUCUAUUUCCAAUAGUCCUGGUGAUGUACUUUGUUACAAUGACUGGAAACAUCUUCAUCAUAUUUAUAGUUAUGAAAGACCCAGCCCUUCAGUCACCUAUGUACUUCUUCCUAAGAAACUUAUCUUUCAUUGAGAUAUGCUUUACUUUAGAUACAAUCCCCAAAAUGCUAGUUAACCUAUUGUUGAGAGAUAAAAGUAUCUCCUACACAGGUUGUGCCAUUCAAAUGUUUUGCUUCUUCUACUUUGGAUGUGCUGAGUGUUUCCUCUUAGCUGCCAUGUCUUAUGACCGUUAUGUUGCCAUCUGCAACCCACUGAACUAUGCCAAUAUCAUGAGCAGGAACUUAUGUCAGAAGUUGGUUGGUGGAGUUUGGCUGAUUGGUAUUCCUGUCUCAUUGUUGCAGGCAGUCUGGAUCUUCAGCCUUCCAUUCUGUGGCAUGAAAAAAAUUAAUCACUUCUUCUGUGAUGCCCCUCCUGUACUGAAGUUAGUCUGUGCUGAUACUUCUCUUUUUGAAAUGCAAGCCAUAGUCUCUACACUUGUAUUCCUUAUGUUUCCUUUUGUACUGAUUUUGAUUUCCUACACCCGUAUCAUCAUCACCAUCAUCACAAUACCUUCCGCAGUAGGCAGGCAAAAAGCCUUCUCUACAUGUUCAUCUCAUCUAAUUGUGGUGAUAUUAUUCUAUGGAAGUGGGAGCAUUGUUUAUCUAAGGCCCAAUUCCACCUAUUCACCAGAAGUUAAAAAAAUGUUAUCUCUGUUCUAUGCAGUCCUUACUCCCAUGCUAAAUCCCAUUGUCUAUACUCUGAGGAACCAUGAAGUGAAAGGAGCACUGAGGAGAGCGUACCACCCAUUGAAAAGCCUUGCUCUAUACAACCAUCUUGCAUGCUCUCCAUGA